ACAACAGCUGAGAAUAUUAAUAUUUAAGUGAAAUUUUGUAAAUUAGCGUGCGGAAUAUUUCUUUUAGUAAUUUUUCAAUAAAAAACUUAAGAUCCUAGUAAGUAAAAUAAAAUGUCUGGACACUUCAGACCUCCUACAUCUGCCCAUGUAUUGCGCAAACUAAAACAAAUUACCCUGCCCAAGGAAAACGCGGUCUAUAUGACCAAUCGCAAUCCACGCAAUUUGGAAAAAUUACGUAUUGGUUAUAAACCUGACGGCUACCACUUAGAAAAGCCUGGACGCUCUUUCUGGCAUAAACUGGAAGUAAACAUAAGUGGACGUUAUGUUAGUGCAGAGGUAAAACAUUUCGAAAAUGGCCCAGUGAUUAGUGCUUCUACUGCAGAAUGGGCCAUCAAAAAGCAAUUGUUUAAAACCAAAGAUACAGCCGCCUUUGUAAACUUGGCUAGAGUGUUAGCCAAUCGUUGUCAACAAUCGGGCAUAACAGAAAUGUUAUGUACCAUAGAAGCAGUGCCGGGAGGCAAAUUGCAUAAAUUUCUAAAAACUGUUGAGGAAAAUGGUGUUGUACUAAGGGAAGCCCCCCGUUAUGUCCACCCUAAACCAUGGGAUGCUGAAAGACCCGAAAAACCAUGGGAAAUAUUGGAGGAAGAUUUAAAAACUCCUGCCAGUAAAUAGUUUAAUGUAUAGUAAUAGAACACUUAAACAUAGUUUUUGUUUUAAUAAAUUCUUUCAAAAUUUA
Messenger RNA from Lucilia cuprina (Australian sheep blowfly), 736 nucleotides. RefSeq names its product 39S ribosomal protein L18, mitochondrial (gene mRpL18). Bases 112 to 672 code for a protein of 186 amino acids. Gene Ontology annotation, biological process: translation. The record is from RefSeq and is a predicted model, not a curated record. The transcript has a single exon. Lineage: Eukaryota; Metazoa; Arthropoda; Insecta; Diptera; Calliphoridae. Gene Ontology annotation, molecular function: structural constituent of ribosome; 5S rRNA binding. Gene Ontology annotation, cellular component: ribosome; mitochondrion.